UCAACAUGAGCCAAAAUGAGCAGAAGAAGAAAAUGGUUACUGGGGUAACGACAACACUACCAUCAGCGUCUCGUUGCUAAUGUUUUUAUCGUGGGCUCAUUGCUCUAUUUUUGAUUUUUCUGCGGCGUGAGGAGUUUAGGACAUUUAAAUACGACGAAAGGGGAAAAGGAGACGCUUUAAAGCCUCCAUGGCGAGCCAGCGCCCCCCCUCCAGCAUGGGGAGACCCUCCAGCCGCAGUGGAUCAGCGGCCCCUGGUGCUGGAAGACCCCCGACGGCGGUCCGACCCCCUCCUACAGCUAUUAGGGUCCCCACUGCAAUGGUUCCUGGUACGAGUGGUUAUCCUGGCAUGAGGGGGGGCAUUCCCACCCCAGGGGUUCUGGCUGCACCCAUCAAAGUGACGGACAGACCGGUGACCCAGCAGGGGCUCAGCGGGAUGAAGACCGGCAUCAAAGGCCCUCAGAGACAGAUUCUGGACAAAUCCUACUACCUGGGCCUCCUCAGGAGUAAAAUCAACGAGUUGAUGACAGAAACCACCAAACUCCACAAAGAAAUCGACAACUACAACCAGGAGAACUCUGUGUACCUCUGCUAUGAGAAGAGAGCUGAAGAUCUGGCUGCAGAGAUAAAGGACCUACAGGGCCAGCUGGCUGACCACAACAUGCUGGUGGAUAAGCUCAACACCAACACAGAGAUGGAGGAGAUGAUCAACGACUACAGCAUGCUGAAAGCCCAGAAUGACAGAGAGGCUCAGAGUAUCGACAACAUCUUCACAGAAAGAAGGGAGAGAGAGGAGCAGAUCAAGGCCGUUGAGGAGGAGAUCAGGAUGGAGCGGCAGAUGGCGGACAGAGUCGUCCAGUCCAUGCCGGCCGCCAAACAAGAGAAGUACUUCAGCAUGGCAGCGACCAAUGAGCAGCUGCUGCAGAAGCUGGCCGUCCUCCAAGAAGAGCUGGACAAUCUGCAAACCAGGAAGGAGGAUUUUGAAGAGGAGCUGUCACACUCGCAGAUCAAGCAGGAAGUAGUUAGACUUCACGAAAUGUUGUCGGCGAUGGAGGCCAAACGGGACGCCAUGGAGGCGGAGCAAAAGAGCAUGCGCUCCCCCAAGGAGGAGAGGGAGAAGCUGUUCCAGCAGGUGAAGGAGGACAACCAGGAAAUAGCCACCAUGGAGCGCCAGCUGGCUGAGAUCAGGGAGAGAACCAGACAGACGGUGGAGGAGAUCCAGCAUCUGGAGGAGAACUCUGAGGCCGCUCAGGGGGAGGUUCAACAGAAGUUCAAGGAGCUGAAAAGGAAAGAGGAGGAGAUUGACCAGUUCAUGGAGUCCUUCGAUGAGUUCAAAGCUGAGGAGCUGCAGAAGCAGAGCCAGACUCAGGAGAGCAUCCUCUCGCUCCUGGAGCACUGCAGCAGGAACACGCUGAGGCUGCGGCAGGUGGAUGCCGUGACGGCCAGCGAGCUGAAGAACAUGCAGGAGGUUUUGGUCAGCAAGGAGACGGACGUGGUCCAAUCAGAGAGCACGGCCAGAGGACUGACGGCUGAAUCCCGGCGGCUGCAGCAGGACCUGGAGAAGGUGCAGCAGCUGGAGGGGAAGAUCACGUCGGAGCUCAGCGGCCUGCAGGAGCAGGUGGGCAGCAUGGAGUCUGAGCUGCACACCUACCGAGACCUGGACGCCCUGAAGCGCACCGGCGAGGACAGGAAGAAGAAACUGCUGGAGGAACGCGCGCUGCUGAGUCAGCGGCGGGAUUCCUUCACCCAGCUCCUGGAGGAGAUGAACGCCACAUUCAAAGAUCUGAAGACCAAACUGCAGGAGAACGAGACCCACACACAGCUGGCAAACCUGGAGAAGAAGUGGCAGCACUUGGAGAAGAACAACUUUGUGAUGAAAGAGUUCAUCGCCUCAAAGACUCGGGAGAGCGACUUCACCCCCGUGGCCAAGAACGUGGCCCAGCAGCUGGCCGACUACAACGGCCUGCUGGUCAAGUCUCUGCAGAGCAAGAGCCGCCCGCUGUCCUGAUGGAACAUUCUGAGUUAUGGUUUAUGCAGGAAACGUUUCAGCUGAGAAUGUAUUUCAAGUUUAUAACAUAUUCUAGAUUCUUCAGCUGGAUUUCAAUAAAAAAAAAAAUACUUGAAGCCGA
This is a messenger RNA of Oryzias melastigma (Indian medaka), 2126 nucleotides long. It is a transcript of the gene ift74, whose product is annotated as intraflagellar transport 74. Lineage: Eukaryota; Metazoa; Chordata; Actinopteri; Beloniformes; Adrianichthyidae. Gene Ontology annotation, cellular component: cilium; centrosome; intraciliary transport particle B. The transcript has 20 exons. Gene Ontology annotation, molecular function: beta-tubulin binding. The record is from RefSeq and is a predicted model, not a curated record. Gene Ontology annotation, biological process: intraciliary transport involved in cilium assembly; cilium assembly. Bases 188 to 2005 code for a protein of 605 amino acids.